Tilletiaria anomala UBC 951 is the source of this 6498-nucleotide messenger RNA. RefSeq lists its product as uncharacterized. NCBI's taxonomy places the organism in Eukaryota, Fungi, Basidiomycota, Exobasidiomycetes, Georgefischeriales, Tilletiariaceae. The coding region runs from base 227 to 6430 and encodes 2067 amino acids. The transcript has 3 exons. The record is from RefSeq and is a predicted model, not a curated record.
GGGGGGAAUUCGACAGUAUCAACUUCUCGACCGAUCUCGUUUAUAACGACCUCAUCACGUCUACCAACAAACAGCUUCUUUUGCAAUGUCAGAGCCGGGUCGCUGAUGGAAAGUUCUUGAAUGUGAAGACCGUCCCCAGUCAUAUCUAUCCGCCUCAGGUACAAAGCAUAGUGGCAACAUAGCCGAACUCGGAGCACAGCCUAUCGGGCUGCAGGACGGAUCGGCCAUGUCGUCUGCUCCUGACGAUGUGCCUGCCGUGGCAGCGGCCGGCUCUAGCAGGAACAACAUUGCUAGCACCAUAAACGAAACAGCUUCGAAAGCAGCCUCAGCCUCAUCGGACACGUGUCUCUUGGCAGCAUCUCAUUCAGCCAAGCAGGCCGAGCGCGAAGCGACAGUGCUACGAGCGAGAGUUCGCGCGUUGCGCGAAAAGAAAAAGCGAGAGCUUGCUCUGGCUGCUGCUGCUACUGCUUUGCCUUCGGCCGAUGAAGGUGCUGUUACAGCAGCAUCAGAAACCGGCUUAGACCUGCUUUCUCCGCCACUUACUCCACAUGCUGCUGUAUCAGCAGGGUCAGAACCAAGCUCGCCCAGCGCUGCCUGUUUUGCGCUUUCGAACAGCUCGUUAAGCGAAACAUGUGCGGACUCCUCCUCAGCGCCCUACAGUAGCACACUUACCGAUAUUCCACAACUGCCGGGUAAGCUGCCACACGCCUCGAACACCGCUUCGCCGACACCACCGCAGCAGCAUGUCUGGCGCGGAUCAGCCACUCGAAGGCAGUCGCCGGGCCAGGCUGGUCUCGGGCUUGGGCUGGGAUUCGCGGGUGUUUGCGUGUCAAGCGCGUCGUUAGUUGAUCCAAGGCAUCUGACUUGGAUUGCUACGGAGGAAUACGAGGAUGAAAACGUGCACGAGCAAGAGCAAGGCUCGGGUUCCGACAUACUGGAGCCAGAAGACCGAGCCAAAGGAACACUGUGGACGAGACGAGAAAAUGCCGACAAGGAGGCUAACUCACCUUCUGCAGAUGAUGGUGGAACUGUUGAGUGGCAUGAUGCAGUGCAGCAGAGUCGAGGGGCAACCGCGCAACAGCAACAGUAUCAGUGCACCGCCUCCUCUUCGUCGCUUGCAGGUCCGAGUUCUAUACGCGGGAAAGGGCAGACUUCACAGUCGCAGCAACUGCAAGAGGCCGAGCAGGAGCGCCACAUGUACAAGCAAGGGUUGGAGGACCGGAGGCAUGGAAAGCAGGCAGCCAAUCUGUCCAUCGAUUACAUCAGCGCGACGCGCGACAAAUGCUCCAGCACCGAGCUCUCACGGAGGAGUAGAGAAGGCAGCACGAGCGACUCGACGAGCAUCGACGGCCCAGAUUCAGAGUAUGUUCUCUCAGAUGGCCUCAGUGCCUACUAUUCGAAGUGCGCCAAACCUACUGCAGGGGCAGCGAUGGGAGCAGGCACAGCCCGCCUGAAUGUGCUGGGGCAGAGCCCCUCGUCGCCUCGCUCGUCCAUCUCCUCCUUGGAUGUGCUUCGGCGGCAGUCGAUCCUCUCCAACUCGCGACGGACGGGCUCCAUGCUUUCAUCGCGACCGGGCUCAACCACAAGCCUGGCGUUGCCGUACACAAUGGAACCGCAUGGUACCAGUGGUGAGCAGCAGCUGCGCGCUUCCGUCAUGCUCGAGCAGCUCGAGCGUGAUCUAAGCAUGCAGCGCAGGAGCUGCAGUAUUGGCGGCGGCGGCAGUGGCGGCCCUCGACCCACAUCUACCAGCGUUUCGAAUGGGACGAGCAGCGCUCCCUCUCGGUCACCUGCACUGUUUCAGCUUGGUGCUGGUGCCGCAGGAGGCCUUACGAAUGCGGCGGAGUGGUACUCCACGCGUCCCAUAUCUCCAGUCGGACCGCCGCCGACGGACCCGCUGCCGCAGACCCCUGCUUUCAGCAGCGGUGCCGCCGAUCGGAGCUUGGAGACGCAGAGCAAGCGCAGCAGUCGCAGUCUCAGCAACAGCGGCAGUGGUCGAGGCAGCAUCAGCUCGCAGCGGCAGCCCUCGUUGCACUCAAAAAGCUCGAUGGCUAGUAUGCGCGCCGAGAGCAACGCCACGCCAUCGCCUUUCCUGGGCUCUUCGCCGCGCUCAUCCUUCUCGAGGUCUUCUCUGCAGAACGCCGAUGCACCACUCGCCGGCGCGCCCGCCUACCUUGCAUCCCAAUCUACGUCGCUGCAACUUCUCCCGCGUGAAGCGUUACUUACACCACCCUCCAUAAUGCCUCCCUUGCGCUCAAUCAAGGCAAUCAGCCGUGAAUAUCCCAGAGUGCGGCCGACGUCGACGGAGCUCAGCUCGGACGCCGAUGGGAGCGCACUUACCUUGCAUGCAACGGCUACGACACCGCGCCGCGAUCGUUCCUCGUCCGCUGUGUCAUCGCCCAGCUUGUACACAGCGGACGAGACGCCGCGGCGAGCGGACGCACAGGCGACACAUCACCGUCUAGGCUCAGACAGGAUAGACUAUGAUGAAGUAUCUUUGGAUGUCCUGCACCCUGCCCCAGAUGACAUGCCCAAGUUUGCCACUUCCAAGGGUCUCCUCUCACCCGAUGAGCACGAGCGACGCAGGCAGAGCUUGUUGCGGAAGAGCGUUGGUGGACUGAUGAGCGCUGUCGAUUUGGAUCUCGCUGGCUGGGGCGCCGAGGAGCUCACGGAGGAGUUGCAGGAGGAGCAGUUGAAAGAGGAGCACGAGAAGACGCAGGGAAUUACAUACUUCCACGACGACGGCGAUGCUGCUAGCGACAGCAAUGCAGAGCUAAGCAUUGCCAACUCGAUCGGCCACAGCACGUUGAGCUCGGUCGGCCACCAAGCCGGUGAUCAGCAUUCGCUAGGGCACCAGAGCGUAAUCAAUUCGCUUGGUCAUGCGACGCAUUCGUCGGCUGCGAGCACGGCUGGCCAUUCGUAUACAUCCCCCGUGUUUUCUUUUGGGUCCAAAAACAGCCCAUCGAUUAUAAUCAACGAAAUUGUCGAGACACCGCAGCCGCCGACGAGUAGCGCAAGUCUAUCUCCUCAUAAUUCGGUUCCACAAUCAUCUGCCGCCAGUUUCGUCAGCAGGACUUCCUUCGCAGAGAGUCAUUACAAAGAGGAAGAGGCGGAAAGCUCUGACGACUCCGUCGGCACGGCAACCCGCACACUGUCGGCUCCGAAGCCAAAGCAACGCUCGAAGAAGCAUAGGCAGUGGGGCUUCGAGGAGCAGAGAGCUUCAGCACCUUCGCGUGCGGCCAGCUCGUGCGGCCUUGCUCGACAGCAGCAACAGCCAAUAGUGGGACAAGUGUUCAACGAAUUUGGUGCCCAGCACCAACACGAGUCGGGUCAAGGCGGGGACCUCGAGCAGUUCAAGUACUACGAGUUCUCUCCUGAGUUGCCGCCUUUCGCUGCUGGAAUCAAGCCAAAGGACCUAACAGGCACUGGCACAUGGGCGGCGCUUGUCGCUAAGGCGGGCAGCCAGAAUGCAUGGGAGGCUCAUCGAAACAGCAUCGCUUCCCAGCAGAGUGUUGGGCCGGUGUCGAUGCGCCAGAUCGCUGCCGAGGCGCGUUGGAAGCAGGAGCAAGCACGACAGGACAAAGAGAGACAAAUGCAAAUGAUGUCCUCGAUGUCCUUGUCUCCCAUUGACCUCCUCCGACAUGCCGAAUCGCAUAUCUGCAUGCGCUCCGCCUACUCGGGCUCGCCGUCUGUGUACUCGAUGGACGCCACGUCGGCAAGAGGUUCGCUUCAUAGCGUCGAUGCUGGCUCCUUGUUCAGCAUGCCCUCUCCGCUUCGUGAAUCCCGCAGCUCGAUCUCUUUGUCGCUACAUACAGCAGAGACGGGCGUUGGUGACGAUCAUGUUGUCGGUCUAGGCAUCUCCCCCGUCUGUAGAGCGGAUAAGAUGUAUGCCGAGGUCUCGAUGCAGACCUCGCCCACGAACUCGCCUCCAGGCUCUCCAGAGCGCAAGAGCGUCGAGAUCGGCGCGGCUGACCAGGAGGUGUUGCGCAAGCAAGCAAGUGCGCUGAGCCAGCGUUCCCGCUCUCGCUCGCUCCUAGAGACAGAAGUCGAGCUCGCUCUGGAAUGCAAGUCAGGUGGCAGACGACCGCUGCCUCGAAGGAGCAGCACGAGUUUGUCCAAGUCGCAUGAGCUCCCUGCGAUGGAAUGGCCGCCAAAAAUCAAAGCGCCCCGUCUGUCCGUACGACGCAGCCUUUCCUCCCUCAACAGUCCCAUCUCGCCAAAGCCAUCCCAAGAAGCAUCACCGUAUAAGAGGUCUUUACUUGCUCAAUCGCUUUCACUUGAUUCUGAUGAAGACGACGCAGGCAGUGAAGAGUCUGACCUCGACGUUGGGGAGUCACUGGAGGUGCUUGCAAAGCGCUCUGGCAUCUUUGACAUUCCGGCUGCGUGCGGCGCCAAGCGCAAGCUCCGCGAGAAGAAGAAUGUACGGGAGAGUGGCACAGAGGGCUCGUCGGAGCUGCAGCCAUCUCGCGUCGUCAAGCCAAUCCGCAAGUCAUUAAUGCACGAACAGCAAUCCAAGGCCGCAGAUGCAUCCAGCUCCUAUUCAUCGAAUGCCGUUGUCUCGCUUUCCCCGCGGAUACCUGUGAGGACGAGCACGGGCAAUCAAACGCGGCGCUUUCAAGAGCGGGCGACAAGCCCUGACCUCUCGAUACUGGAUGAUGCAAACCCAGACCUCCUCGCCGACGAUCGAUGGUUUGAGGAAGAGUUGCAGGCUCAUUCCCCUGUGCUAGCCAGGCUCGAUGACGACUCGCCGCGUUCAAAACGGAUGGGUAUGUCCAUAACAGACAAUCCACAGCGCGGCUCACGGCUCAGCGCUGGACACAGCAUCGGCCAUUCCGUGGAGAUGCACGAGGUAUCCGACGUAUCGACAGCCGGCCACGGUCCAGUGCAAUUGGACCAGCUGAAUGAGCGCUUGAAGGGAGCUCGCUGGAGUAUUGAAAAGCUCAAGGUCGACACUUCCAUUGAACAGGGAUCGGACACGGAGUCUCUCGAGCAAGCAAACGCUGGUAUUGCCAAGUGGACAAGAGCGAAUGCCUCCGUGCUAGCGCCCUCUCAAGACGAGGAAAUCAAGCUUUCGGCAGCGGCUCCAGGUGGAUUAGAAGAUACAGCGAAGAAGUCAGAGGCUAAGGACAAUGUGGCCGUCGAAGAGACGUCGCCUGAAAGCGUUGCCACGCAAAUGGAGCAGACAAAUACAGCGGCUGCAAUUUGGGCUUCCGAAGUUUCCAACACCCCUUCACAGGCAGCGGUUGCUGGUAUAGAGCAAACAGACAAUGGUAUGGCCGAAGGACACAAUGAUAAACAGCAAACCCUGCGAACCAACCAUGGCUCCGACUUUACUGCAACCCCUGACACGAUGGCCGCCUCUGUGAUUUGGUCACACAGCGGAAGCGGGAGUAGGCGAGACAGCCGGUCGACCAUCGCAUCUAGCUAUUCGGAAGGUAGUUACACGAGCGCCCACAGCAAAGGCAAAGAAAGCGCAUCAAAGCCAACCUCCGAAGUGGGCCAUCGUGUCGAGCAGCGGACCGCUCUGCCUGCCAGCACUGCACCUGCAGGUGUCUCACAAUCGGAUUUGGCGCCCCGUGCUCUUACUUUGAAACCGAAAUUGUCCAUGUCGAGACUUCGUGCUCCGCAGAAAAUGCGGGUCGAGUGUGUUACAUCGCCCGUCCCCUUGCCAAAGCAGGAGCCAGGCAAGAGUAAUCAUGCUUCGGAGGCCAAGUGGAGUGGUGUAGAGGACAGCGCGGUGACCCCUCCGGCUGACAAGUCUGCGAGAGGAUCACAACUUCGAUUGCCCCAGCCAAAGGCUAGGUCUCGGUCAAAUUCAACCUCCUCAUUCAAGUCAACCGCUUCGACAAAGACGUCCCCAACGAAGCUUUUUUCUCAUGCUCAAUCAAGGAUCUCGUUGCCGAAGUCGAGUAUCAGCGAUACGAAGGGUGGGCUCAAGCGACCACAGAGUCCAAUGGAGCUGUCCACGGCUUCGAGUCGCGCUUCCAAUGGCAAUUCAGAUGAUCUAGCCCCUCCAGAGCAGCCAACAAGCAAGGAGGAGGCGGGUUCCUUCGUGAGGAGCGCACCAAAGCCAUCGCUGAAGAUGCGCCCCUCGAUGAGCUCGCUGCCCAAGCCAUCAACGCAGAUCCCAUUGACAGGGACAAUCCCUCGCCCCGCCGGCGCAGGACCUGGAUUACGGAAAAUGAAAAGCGCCGGAAUUCUGGACGCGAAGUCAUUCGUCCCGCCUCCUAUCUCUACGAUGCCGACGCUACACCGCAAGAAGAGCGCUUCGGGUCUGCGCGCCCCAACCACUCCAACCAGCAAUGGCAAGAUCAACGCCCUGCUCACGCCGGCUAUCAAGCCUGCGCUGCCUCGCUCGUCCCUCCCAGCACCCAACACGAAGUCUACUGGCUUAACGCGUCCGUCUGGUCUCCCCACACCUGCCAGAAGCUAAUAUUUGAAGCCACCGUAUCCACUUUUUCUUUAUCACACGACAUUUGUACAAUACUGCAAAGAUACCUC